Messenger RNA from Dioszegia hungarica, 747 nucleotides. RefSeq names its product HIT-like domain-containing protein. The coding region runs from base 1 to 747 and encodes 248 amino acids. Gene Ontology annotation, molecular function: hydrolase activity; RNA 7-methylguanosine cap binding. Lineage: Eukaryota; Fungi; Basidiomycota; Tremellomycetes; Tremellales; Bulleribasidiaceae. Gene Ontology annotation, cellular component: P-body; nucleus. The record is from RefSeq and is a predicted model, not a curated record. Gene Ontology annotation, biological process: deadenylation-dependent decapping of nuclear-transcribed mRNA. The transcript is spliced from 6 exons.
AUGGACGGCAUUCAGCCCACCCCCGACGCAUCGGAGCUUCCAGUACUGGACAUCUCGACGCUCUCAACCUUCAAAUUCGAGCGCGUCUUGUCGGAAAUGAUUUGGCCAGCGACCGAGACCCUAAUCAAGAAGUAUACGGCGCAAGAGCGCGUCAUGGUGCGCGAGACGGAGGAGGCCUUUAAGCGGAUCGUUGUUCCGUACAUCGAGAGCUUCGACGCCAACAAGCUGGACUGGCUCUACGCCAUAAUCCAGGGCAAGAAGGAGGUUGAGCGUGUCCUAUACCGCGAUGAAGACACGAACGAAGGCUUCCUCAUUGUGCCCGACCUGAAAUGGGAUCAAACCUCGAUGAACGCACUGUACCUUACUGUCAUCGUCAAGACUGACACGAUCCGGUGUCUCCGGGACCUGACAACGGCGCAUCUCCCCAUGCUCCGCAAUGUCCGAGCGAAGGUGUUCGAGACGGUGCAGGCCAAGUUCGGAGUAGCGAAGAACAAGCUGAGGCUUUUCGUUCAUUACCACCCCUCAUACUAUCACUUCCAUGUCCACGUAGUGCAUAUCUACCACGAGGCCUUGGCGGGCAUGAUGGCCGGUCAAGCGCAUCUGCUGGACGACCUCAUUUCCCUCCUCGAGCUCUCCCCUUCUCCGCCCGAGAAGAGCAUCCUCGCCCGGAUGACUCUGACCUACGCCCUCGGGGUCGAACACCCCCUCUACGCCUGCUUCCUCAAGGCCGGCGAGGAGUUUGUCUGA